AUGCGCACACAGCUUGUUGGUUUUUGUUUGGCAAUCAUCGGCUUCCUGGGCACCAUCCUCAUCUGCUGCCUGCCCAUGUGGAAGGUGACAGCCUUUGUGGGAGCGAACAUCGUCACCGCUCAGGUCUUCUGGGAAGGUUUGUGGAUGAACUGUGUGAUCCAGAGCACCGGACACCUGCAGUGUAAAGCUUAUGACUCGGUUCUGGCUCUACCACAGGGACUGCAGGCCUCCAGGGCUCUGAUCUGUGUGUCCAUCGCUGUCAGCGUGGCGGCCAUUGGGCUCACCGUGGUCGGGGCGAGCUGCACCAACUUCUUUCGUGACGACUGGCGGAACAAAGCCAACAUCGGCACGUCUGGGGGUGUGGUCUUCAUAAUAGCUGGUCUCCUGUGUCUGAUCCCUGUCAGCUGGACGGCCCACAGCAUCAUCACAGGUUUCUACAACCCACUGGCCACCACUGAGAGGAGGGGGGAGCUCGGGGCCUCCAUAUAUGUGGGCUGGGUGUCUGGAGCUCUGCUCGUCAUUGGAGGAGGAAUAUUGUGCAGCACCUACAGGUGCUGA
Messenger RNA from Pleuronectes platessa (European plaice), 558 nucleotides. RefSeq names its product claudin-4. Bases 1 to 558 code for a protein of 185 amino acids. Lineage: Eukaryota; Metazoa; Chordata; Actinopteri; Pleuronectiformes; Pleuronectidae. Gene Ontology annotation, biological process: cell adhesion; bicellular tight junction assembly. Gene Ontology annotation, cellular component: bicellular tight junction; plasma membrane. The transcript has a single exon. Gene Ontology annotation, molecular function: structural molecule activity. The record is from RefSeq and is a predicted model, not a curated record.